Messenger RNA from Pseudophryne corroboree (corroboree frog), 1511 nucleotides. RefSeq names its product transmembrane protein 252 (gene TMEM252). Lineage: Eukaryota; Metazoa; Chordata; Amphibia; Anura; Myobatrachidae. The transcript has 2 exons. The record is from RefSeq and is a predicted model, not a curated record. Bases 47 to 604 code for a protein of 185 amino acids.
UCAGUGAUCUGUAGCUUGUCUCAACAGACACUCCCAGCUUCCAAUCAUGCAGAUGAAGAAGGGCAUUUAUACAAUGUUCCGCUUCUCCUUCCCAAUCAUUGGCUUCUUUCUGGUGUGCCUAGGAGCCUUCUACGUAUCUUCAAGCUACUCUAACAAUUCUCAGAAUGAGACCAUUGUGGCAUACACUCUUAUGCCCUUAGGAUUUGUCCUUCUCCUGGUUGGAAUUUUUUGGAGCACGUAUCAUGAGGCUAAUCACAAAAGUUUGUUCCACAAUGUGAUCAGGCGAAUUCACAAUCAACAACAAGUACAAAUUGAGACAAUAGACAGGCCAGAUUACUACCCUCCAUCUUAUGACAGUGUAAUUUGGGAUAUCUCUCUGCAUUUAAAUACAAACCGCCAAAUCAUUCUGUGCGAACAGAGCUUCAACAUCCCCCCUCCACUGUACUCUGAGAAUGUCAUGGAUGUGGUGGAUGAAACCUAUUUGUGUGAGGAUCCUCCACCUUCAUAUGAAGUUUCAGUACGUGAAUCCACCUCUGACUCCGCAGCCAGCUUGGAAGGGCAGCAAGAGACUGACAAUAUCUCUAAUUUAGAGACAAAUGACUGAUGUGCAGUUAUUCUAUAUGACUGAUAAGGAUCUGAGGCAUAUAUAAUAAUACAGGUCAACAGCUGACCUUAGAAUUAUUCUGCUGAUGGUUAAUCACACAACCUAUACUGCGAGCUGUAGCAAGAGUCUGCGGGUGACAGCAAACAGGAGAAUGCUGUACAGUACAUGUAGAAGAGACGGAUGACCUGUGAAGCAGAUGGUUUACACAUUAUAUUGAUCUGCAAUAUUUACAGAUGUGCAACAUUUGGCUUUCCACAUGUAUAUAGGUCUUUCUGAAGGCAGCUUGGCAGUUGUAGUCCAUAUAAGAACAUGAAUGGUUUCUAAGCUUUUGUAAUGUCAUUGGUAGUAUUACAAAGCUUUAGAUAAGCCAGAGAUCAAUCAUCCCAUCAGGUGUACUGGCGCCAAUUAGAAGUAGAGAAGGCGGCUUCUCUAAAUUAGUAGUAGAUGUACAGAAGCACCUAACGCUGCUACAGUAAUGCCUCUUACUCAGGCCAAAAGCAGCACAACUUCUUAAUGUAUUAUCAAUCACAAGAUGUCAUGACAUCUGCAGCAUGCAAAUAAAGGUUUAUAGAACCGGCAUCUAGGUAAAAGGGGAUACUUCCAUGUCAAAAGUAUUAGGACAACAGAUUGGGGUUUGUUGUCUUGGUCUUGUAUUAAAUCAUGACAAUCUCCUCAAAACCUCAAUGAUGUGUGAGACGUACAAUGAAUGGAACGUUUUUCUGCCUUACAAUGCAUAAAAGUGUUAUUGAUAGAAGUCUGCACCUUAUGUUCACCUAAUUUGUAUACUAUGUAUGCUUUGUCUUGAGGGUAUGUCUUUUUUCUUUGUAAUAGCUGAUAUGUACGAGGUAUUUGUGUUUUUAUUAUUGCUUUUAGAUGCUUGUUAAAAUAAAUAUUUCAUAAAAAUUUG